AUUGUUCAGUUAUAUAUCUGCAUUGGUUGAGCUCACCUCGGAAUUAAGUCAAUUAACUCAUAACUCAUAACAGAAAUAGAAGUAUGGAUCCCAGAGCUGUAGUGGCAGGCAUAUCUCUGCUGCUAUUUAUCAGCAUUGGGGCUAGAGGAGAGGGGCUUUCUUAUAAUUUCUAUGAGGCCUCAUGCGCACAAGUUGAGGACAUUGUUAGAGCUGCCCUCGGACCUAUUUUUCUCUCUGAUCCGACUACUCCGGCAGCUUUGUUGAGGCUCAUGUUCCAUGAUUGCCAAGUUCAGGGCUGCGAUGCUUCGAUUCUUGUAGAUUCUAGUGAGGGAUAUGCUUCUUCUGAGAUGGCAUCGGGGAGAAACUUUGGUGUCAGAAAGAGGGAGACAAUCGGCAUUCUGAAAACAAUGGUUGAAGCAGAAUGUCCUAAGCAGGUUUCUUGUACUGACAUUCUUGUAUUGGCGGCACGGGAGGCGGUGGCUAUGUCAGGAGGGCCAGAAAUUAAGGUUCCUCUGGGAAGGAGAGACUCCAUUGUUGCUCCAAGCUCUAAGCUUGCAGAUUCUUUGCUUUCUGCAGCGAAUAUUGGUGUUGAUGGAACGCUUCAUGUCUUCGCAAAAUUUGGGAUGACAAUCGAAGAAUCUGUAGCCAUUUUGGGUGCGCACACGCUGGGAGUAACACACUGUUCGAAUGUCCUGAACCGCCUAAACGAAGCAGAAGACGGGCAUAUAAAAGGCACGAUCACACCUGGGUUUGAAGCAUUUUUAAGGCUAAACUGUCCUCAAGGGUCCUUGGCAUCAAACUUAACCUUUGUUCUUAAUGAUCCCACUACAGCUACAUUCGACAACCACUACUACAGUAAUGCAAUCGGAGGCCACGGGGUGCUUCGAGUUGAUGCUGAAAUGGUGAUGGACCCCCGCACAGCUCCGGCGGUUCAACAAUUUGCUGAAAAUGAGGAUUAUUUCUUUGAAGCAUUUUCUUCUGCCUUCGUCAAGCUCUCUAGCUCCGGCGUUCUGAUUGGGGAUCAAGGCGUUGUUAGAGAGAGUUGCAAUGCAAUAUAGUGAGAGGUAGUUAGAUGGUGCUUGUAGAGUGAGAGAUCCUAAAUAACAGUUACUGUUGGCUUAUUUUCACUGAAGCUUAUAGUUAGCAUUUACUGAAUGUCUCUGGCUAGCUUCGUACUUGAGCUGAAAUGAUAACAGAUCGAUGCACUUAAAAAUGAGAUCGAGCGCAAUUCAUUGAGCCUACUGACAAAGAUAGGGACAUGGCUUUGAAGUACAGCACAACCCCGGCCCAACCAAUAUCACGCACACUAGUUCUAAAGAAAGUUCUACCAUACCUACAUGUAUAUCAUACACAUUUACAUAUAUGAUGACAAAUUUGUUGUUAGGUAAUAUAACUCAUUUUUUUGUAUUAAUAGUUUUGUUUGAAG
Molecule: messenger RNA, 1426 nt
Organism: Rosa chinensis
Lineage: Eukaryota; Viridiplantae; Streptophyta; Magnoliopsida; Rosales; Rosaceae
Product: peroxidase 29
Exons: 3
Coding region: 84-1058 (324 amino acids)
Biological process (GO): response to oxidative stress; hydrogen peroxide catabolic process
Molecular function (GO): heme binding; peroxidase activity
Source: RefSeq, a predicted model, not a curated record